AUGAAGAACUCGGUGUCGGACCGCAGUUUUUACAUUGAAAGUGAAGAUGAUGAUGAUGAGGAGAGGGACAAUAGACACAUAGAAGAUGGGAAUGAUUCUGAUUUUUCAGGUUCAGAAGCCGAGCAGCACCGGCAGCAGCAGUUUGAGCCUAGUUCUUACAAUACGCAAUGGCCUCAGAGUUACAGGCAAUCCAUUGACCUGUAUACUAGUGUACCAUCCCCUAGCAUUGGGUUUCUAGGUACUCCAUUGUCAAGAUUAGGAAGCUCAUUUCUUUCCUCAUCAUUUCUUUCGUCAUCAGUAACGAGAAGGCACACUCCUGAGACAUUACCAUUUUUGGCAAAACCUCCGGUACCUACCUUUGGAGAACAACAACAGCAACAGCAGGAGAGACCAAGUUCUCAUUCUUUACACUCAGCAGUUCCUUCAAGGAGGUCUUCAAUAAGAAAAGAUGAUAAGUCCAGGAUUUCUUAUGAUCAUCAUCCAAUGUCUCGUCACAGCUCAUUUGCUCAAGCUGUGGUUAAUGGUAUCAAUGUUCUUUGUGGUGUGGGAAUUCUUUCAACACCAUAUGCAAUCAAAGAAGGAGGAUGGAUUGGCCUUUCCAUUUUGCUUAUUUUUGCAGUGCUGUCAUUCUAUACUGGAUUGCUUCUGCGUUACUGCUUGGAUAGUCAACCUGGACUUCAGACUUACCCGGACAUUGGCCAAGCUGCAUUUGGUACCCCAGGCCGCAUUGCCAUCUCGAUAAUACUAUACGUGGAAUUAUAUGCUUCUUGCAUAGAAUAUAUAAUUUUGGAGGGUGACAACUUGUCUUCGCUAUUCCCACAUGCACACAUGAACUUGGGUGGAUUUGAGUUAAAACCGCAUGUUUUGUUUGCAAUUUUGACCACCCUUGCUGUUCUGCCAACUGUUUGGCUUCGAGACCUCAGUGUUCUUAGCUAUAUAUCAGCUGGCGGAGUCGUUGCCACCAUUUUGGUAGUGCUUUGCUUGUUUUGGGUUGGUCUAGUAGAUGAUGUUGGCUUUGAGAGCAAAGGGACUCCCCUGAACCUUGCAACUCUUCCUGUUGCUAUGGGUCUCUAUGGUUUCUGCUACUCAGGUCACGCUGUAUUCCCAAACAUUUAUACUUCAUUGGAAAAACCAAACCAAUACCCUGCAAUUCUUUUAACAUGCUUUUGCAUAUGUACUUUCAUGUAUGCUGGAGUUGCUGUCGUCGGUUACACAAUGUUUGGAGAAGCAACAUCGUCACAGUUCACUCUCAACAUGCCUCAGGACUUGGUUGCCUCAAAGAUCGCUGUGUGGAGUACGGUAGUGAACCCAUUCACCAAAUAUGCAUUAACUAUAUCUCCUGUUGCAAUGAGUCUGGAGGAGCUGGUACCAUCAGACAAGUCCCUCAUGUACUCUUUCUUUAUUAGAACAGGGUUGGUGAUCUCGACCCUGGUCGUCGGUCUUUGUAUACCAUUCUUUGGUCUCAUGUUGUCGUUGAUCGGAUCUUUGUUCACAAUGCUUGUUGCCUUGAUACUCCCUUGUGCUUGUUAUCUGAGCAUCCUCAAAGGAAGAGUCACUCGUUUUCAGAUGAUACUUUGUAUCAUAAUAAUUAUAGUAGGUGUCAUAGCAUCUGUCGUCGGAACAUAUUCAGCCGUAACUAAAAUCAUACAGAGUUUAAGCAGCUGAAGGUCUACUUUGUAAGACAGUGAGAGACACCAUGAUUCUGCGUCCCACAGUCGCAAGAGUCAUUUGCAAGAACACCGUGAGAGUCAACAUUGAGUUACAUCGAUAUCUAAUUAAAGUUACUUUU
Argentina anserina (silverweed cinquefoil) is the source of this 1789-nucleotide messenger RNA. Its product is annotated as amino acid transporter AVT1C-like. Gene Ontology annotation, molecular function: amino acid transmembrane transporter activity. Gene Ontology annotation, cellular component: membrane. The coding region runs from base 1 to 1665 and encodes 554 amino acids. The record is from RefSeq and is a predicted model, not a curated record. Gene Ontology annotation, biological process: amino acid transmembrane transport. Lineage: Eukaryota; Viridiplantae; Streptophyta; Magnoliopsida; Rosales; Rosaceae. The transcript has 12 exons.